This is a messenger RNA of Solanum pennellii, 1535 nucleotides long. Its product is annotated as protein trichome birefringence-like 24. Bases 1 to 1380 code for a protein of 459 amino acids. NCBI's taxonomy places the organism in Eukaryota, Viridiplantae, Streptophyta, Magnoliopsida, Solanales, Solanaceae. Gene Ontology annotation, cellular component: Golgi apparatus. The record is from RefSeq and is a predicted model, not a curated record. The transcript is spliced from 4 exons. Gene Ontology annotation, molecular function: O-acetyltransferase activity.
AUGACUUCACCAUUUGUUUCCUUUCUACUUCUCUUUGAAGGCCAAGACAUUAAUAUUUUUGUUUUUCAAAUCUUAGAGAGACCCAAAAGCAUGGUUACCAACAAAGUUGUUAACAAGAAGAAAUUUUCAGUAAUUUUUGUAAAAUUUUCUUUAUGUUUACUAUUGAUGGGUCUUGCUUAUCGUAUCUUCUCCUCCACCUCUCUGCAAUUUUCUCCUCUUGAGGUUUCUCACAAGGAUUUUCCACCGGAAAACACAUUGUUCCCGGCGCCGGAAUCCGGUAAUCUUACCGUGAAGAUGAUGGACCCAAGUUCACGAAAUGGAAAAUGUGAUUUAUAUGUAGGAGAUUGGGUAGCAGAUACCAGUGGUCCAUUUUACACUAAUCAAACUUGCUAUUCCAUUGAAGCUCACCAAAAUUGUAUGAGAAAUGGGAGGCCUGAUACUGGCUAUCUUUACUGGAGAUGGAAACCAAGAGAUUGUGAGCUACCUAAGUUCAAUCCCAAGAGGUUUUUUCAUAUGACGCGACACAAAUCAUUAGCCUUCAUUGGUGAUUCAAUUAUGCGCAAUCAUGUCCAGUCAUUGCUCUGCAUUCUCUCUCAGGAGGAAAAAGGUGUAGAGGUUUACCAUGACAAGCAAUACAAAAGCAGAAGAUGGUAUUUUCCAAUUCAUGACUUAACUCUUUCAGUUGUCUGGUCACCGUUUCUUGUAAACGCCACUGUAUUUGAAGAUGACAAUGGAGUUUCAACGGAUAUCAUCAAGCUCCAUCUUGAUAAACUUGACGAUGUUUGGACUCAACAGUUUGACAAUUUUGAUUACGUAGUUAUUGCUGGAGGGAAAUGGUACUUGAAAACAGCAGUUUACUAUGAGAAGAGUAAGAUUGUUGGUUGCCACAACUGCAAAGGUAAGAACAUAACUGAGGUUGGAUUUGAAUAUGCAUAUCGCAAAGCACUGAACUCGACUCUGAAACACAUCACAAGAUCGAAGCACAAGACGUUUACUUUCUUUAGAACGACAACACCAGAUCAUUUUGAGAAGGGUGAAUGGAACACUGGAGGUUAUUGUAAUAGAACAGAACCUUUCAAAAAAGGUGAGAUUGACAUGAGAGACAUCGAUGAGGCAAUGCGUAAAAUUGAGUUGGAUGAAUUUGAGAGAGCAUUGAGAAUAAGUUCAGAAGUUGGGUUGACAUUAAAACUGUUUGACACUACUUUUCUUUCGUUGCUUCGGGCAGACGGUCACCCAGGAGUCUACAGACAAUACCAGCCAUUUUCUGGUGGAAACAGACUUGAAAAAGUUCAAAAUGAUUGUCUACAUUGGUGCUUGCCUGGUCCAAUAGACUCUUGGAAUGAUUUAAUGAUGGAAACUUUGAUCAGCAUUUUGAGAUGAGAACAUGCAUCAUGUAUUAUAGGUUGACCCAGACACCACGGUUAUACAUAUACGUCCCCAUGGCUGCACAUAAAUUAGACUCGACUAAAUAAAUCAUCGUCGAUACUUCAUGUAUAACAUUCCCUCUUCCCCUUUGAGAUUUUUGAAAUAUAUAG